GUCCGAUGUAAAUAUGAGUGUGCAGUGCAUUUUGUUUUCGUUUUCUUCUUCGCCCUUGAAGUUGUUGCAGACGAGUCGCACACAUGGAUGCCCAAUCCCAAUCUCAAUGGGAUUUUACCAGUGACUUGGAAGUGGAUUUUGGUUCUCAAGAGAAUGCUUCUAUUGUAUAUGCUGCCUUAGCUGUUGAUAAGGAGUUGCAACCUAACAAAGUAAAACGAAUCAUGGCAGUGUCUGAUGGAAAACUAUCUGUGCACUUCGAGGCAAUAGAAGCCAGAUUUCUUCGGGCAUCAUUCAGUGCUUUUGUAGAUGUCCUUACUCUUGCAACCAAAACAAUUGAAGAAUUUGGUCAAGGAAUGGAGUUGUGACUUCUUAAGGUCAACUUUCAAUGUUACAAUGACUUGUUGUGGCUCUGUUGCUUGAGUUUGGAGUAGUUGAUCUACCAGUCUUUGGUGUUGUUGAUCUACUUGACAUUGAUCCGGUACGCGAAAGUGGAAACCUGUGUGGCGAAACUGUCCGCUUCUCUAUUUCACAUACAUAUUAAGAUUGCAAUUCAGUUCAGAAUAAAAUAUUUACUCUUAAUGAACUAUAUAUCAUAUCAUAUUAUUAAAUAUGUAUAUAGUACCUAAAUCCUUUUUGGCCAUGUUGGGUGAAGUGAAUGAAAAAGCUCCAACUCUCUGAGGUUGUAAAGAAGGUGAUGGAGAAUUCCCUUUACUAUAACAACAUGAUUGAAAAGAAUUGUAUCAAAACAAUUGUGCAAUUUAAUUGAGAAUUGGCAUGCUUAACAGUAUACUGAUUUUGUUUGUA
Messenger RNA from Medicago truncatula (barrel medic), 804 nucleotides. RefSeq lists its product as uncharacterized. The record is from RefSeq and is a predicted model, not a curated record. The coding region runs from base 84 to 365 and encodes 93 amino acids. Gene Ontology annotation, cellular component: EKC/KEOPS complex. Lineage: Eukaryota; Viridiplantae; Streptophyta; Magnoliopsida; Fabales; Fabaceae. The transcript has 5 exons.